Molecule: messenger RNA, 1017 nt
Organism: Monascus purpureus
Lineage: Eukaryota; Fungi; Ascomycota; Eurotiomycetes; Eurotiales; Aspergillaceae
Source: the annotation of a GenBank genome assembly
AUGCUAGAGCCUUCCCGCCUACCAGUUGAACUAUUCGCCAUGGUCAUAGACUACGCAACUGGCGGAAAUAGCGACGUUGCAGCACUCUGCAACUUAUCCCUAGUCUCUCGCCAGUGGUACGCCGCUCUGAACGCUCGAGUGUACUCAAGAUGGUUGUACGAUGGCGAACUUCAUUCAAUUUCGUCUUUGUGGAAAUUUCUUCGAUCUAUACUCCGCCAUAGACGGAUUGCAGAUAGAGUAUAUGAGCUCAAAAUUCGAAAUUGGACGUUUGGACUCGUUCACAGACGUAGUCGUCUCGUCCUCUCUGAAGAUGACCUGGACUUGGCCCAGAACGCAAUUCGCACAGCGGGACUUCAGCGCAUAGAAACCAGUAUCCUUAAAGCCCUCCGGAAGGCAGACCCAAGGGCGUUGAUGGCCCUGCUAUCAGUGAAUCUACGAAAUUUGACGACGCUGUACGCUCAUCUUCCAGAAACGGACAUUUUCCUCGCCGAAGUUCUUCGAAAAGCAGUCGAGAGUCGACGAGAACAACCUCAGAACGACUAUCCUCCUCUGCAUAGUCUCCGCGAGGCCCAUCUUACAAGUGCCUGGAAUUACCGCCAAGAUUUCCGAGCUCGUCAUCAGUACAGGCUCGAGCUCAACCAUCUGUGGCCUAUAUUCCAAUUGCCAAAUAUUCAAAGGUUAUCAGUCUCUGACUUCGAGUCUCUCGGAGCUUCAAAUCGUUUUGGAGACAGUUUUAAAACAUCAAGUAUCACAGAGUUGACCCUUAUCCACUGCCACGACUCCUUGCUUGUAGUUCCGGAUACAAUAGCGCUCCUUACUUUACCGAAGAAAUUGACCAAGUUAUCGUUCUAUCUGAAUGACUGCGACUUGUUCGGAGAUCGUAACCAGAUUUCCAAUGCCGACCUGUGGAACGGUAUACGGCAAUUCGAAGAUUGUAUUGAGCAUUUAGAUAUCUAUCGGGAUUGCACAGGAUUUGAUGUACCAAGUAAUCUAUGCCUAAUGAGACUGCCAAUAUGA